Messenger RNA from Rhinolophus ferrumequinum (greater horseshoe bat), 1776 nucleotides. It is a transcript of the gene SAMM50, whose product is annotated as SAMM50 sorting and assembly machinery component. NCBI's taxonomy places the organism in Eukaryota, Metazoa, Chordata, Mammalia, Chiroptera, Rhinolophidae. Gene Ontology annotation, cellular component: SAM complex; outer membrane. Gene Ontology annotation, biological process: protein insertion into mitochondrial outer membrane; mitochondrial respiratory chain complex assembly. The record is from RefSeq and is a predicted model, not a curated record. Bases 165 to 1613 code for a protein of 482 amino acids. The transcript is spliced from 15 exons.
GCCGAGGCGGGGCAUCAUGGACGCCCCCAGUGCGCUGCGUCCGGGUGCUUGUGGGUGAUGCACUGACCGGCAGCUCCGCCACCGCGGACCCGCCCUCUGCCCUCGCCGACCGAGACUUUGUCGGGCCUGCGAAGUUCUGCUAGGCGGCGGUCGGAGAGGGAGCCAUGGGGACGGUGCAUGCCCGGAGUUUGGAGCCUCUUCCAGCCAGUGGGCCUGAUUUUGGAGCAUUAGGAGAAGAAGCUGAAUUUGUUGAAGUUGAACCUGAAGCUAAACAGGAAAUUCUUGAAAACAAAGAUGUGGUUGUCCAGCAUGUUCAUUUUGAUGGACUCGGAAGGACUAAAGAUGACAUCAUCAUGUAUGAAAUUGGAGACGUUUUUAAGGCUAAAAACCUUAUUGAGGUAAUGCGGAAAUCUCACGAAGCCCGUGAAAAACUGCUUCGGCUGGGAAUAUUUAGACAAGUGGAUGUUUUGAUCGAUACAUGUCAAGGUGAUGACGCGCUUCCUAACGGGCUGGAUGUUACCUUUGAAGUAACUGAGCUGAGGCGACUGACGGGCAGUUACAACACCAUGGUCGGGAACAACGAGGGCAGCAUGGUACUUGGAAUCAAACUCCCUAAUCUGCUAGGUCGUGCAGAAAAAGUGACAUUUCAGUUUUCCUAUGGAACAAAAGAAACUUCCUAUGGCCUCUCCUUCUUCAAACCACAGCCUGGAAACUUCGAAAGAAAUUUCUCCGUAAACUUAUAUAAAGUUACCGGACAGUUCCCUUGGAGCUCACUUCGGGAGACGGACAGAGGCGUGUCAGCUGAGUACAGUUUCCCCAUAUGGAAGACCAGCCACACGCUCAAGUGGGAAGGUGUGUGGCGGGAGCUGGGCUGCCUCGCCAGGACAGCGUCUUUUGCCGUCCGCCAAGAAAGUGGCCACUCACUGAAAUCAUCUCUUUCGCAUGCCAUGGUCAUCGACUCCCGGAACUCCUCCAUCUUGCCCAGAAGAGGCGCUUUGCUGAAAGUUAACCAGGAGCUGGCAGGCUACACUGGAGGUGACGUGAGCUUCAUAAAAGAAGAUUUUGAGCUGCAGUUGAAUAAACAACUCCUGUUCGAUUCCGUUUUUUCAGCCUCUCUCUGGGGUGGAAUGCUGGUGCCCAUUGGUGAUAAGCCGUCAAGUAUUGCUGAUAGGUUCUACCUCGGGGGACCGACCAGUGUGCGCGGCUUCAGCAUGCACAGCGUCGGGCCGCAGAGUGAAGGUCUGUCACUCCCUCAGCACCGCCGCCUGGAACUUAGGGGAGACUACCUGGGCGGAGAGGCGUACUGGGCCGGCGGCCUGCACCUGUACACCCCACUACCUUUCCGGCCAGGCCAGGGCGGCUUCGGAGACCUUUUCAGAACACACUUCUUCCUCAACGCAGGAAACCUCUGCAACCUCAACUAUGGGGAGGGCCCCAAAGCUCAUAUUCGUAAACUGGCUGAGUGCAUCCGCUGGUCUUACGGUGCUGGAAUCGUCCUGAGACUUGGCAACAUCGCCCGGCUGGAACUCAACUACUGCGUCCCCAUGGGUGUGCAGUCAGGUGACAGGACAUGUGAUGGCGUGCAGUUUGGAGCUGGGAUAAGGUUCCUGUAGCUGACACAGAACGUCCGCCAGCGCCUCCGGGAGACGCUCUGCGACUUGCAGCCGCGAGUCGCUCGGCGCCACACAAUGACUCUCCACAGAAACAGAUUCAAGGGGUUCUUUGACCGCAGUCCUGUGGGGACCCAUGUCAAUAAAUUUUAAAGACAAAUACUCA